Saccostrea cuccullata (small rock oyster) is the source of this 4322-nucleotide messenger RNA. RefSeq names its product receptor-type tyrosine-protein phosphatase T-like. Lineage: Eukaryota; Metazoa; Mollusca; Bivalvia; Ostreida; Ostreidae. The annotation marks the transcript as partial. The transcript is spliced from 25 exons. Gene Ontology annotation, biological process: protein dephosphorylation. The record is from RefSeq and is a predicted model, not a curated record. Gene Ontology annotation, molecular function: protein tyrosine phosphatase activity.
UUUACUCACUGUUACGAAAAUCUGAGCAGAAGAUCUACAACAACACUCUCUCAAAGUUCUACAUACCACAAUGCAUCACGAGCAAAUGAUGGUGAUAGAAGUACCACAGAAAAUUAUUGUGCUCAUACUGCUUCUAUAAACACAAACAGGGCUUGGUUUCAAGUAGAUCUUGGAAAACCAUACAGCAUAAAAAGUGUGAAUAUCUAUUACAGAAAAGAAGGUCAAUGGCAGCAAUAUAGAUUCCGACAGUUUUACCUGGAUGUCUCGGACUAUCCAGCUACUUCCACCACAACAAGUCAGCGAACCCGAUGUUACACCGACAACAGCACUCAUCCAGAUCUACCUCCAAAUAUAAUUCAGAUUCCGUGUAAACAGACGGCAAGAUAUGUAAUUGUGGAAACGAAGUACAUAUAUCCGGGUGAUCCGGGUCCAAUCCUAGAAAUUUGUGAAAUAGAAGUUAUUGGUUGUGCAACUGGAAGAUAUGGUGGAAGCUGCUCAUUAUGUUCAUGUUCCUCGUGUGAUGUUGUGAAUGGUGUUUGCCAAAAGCAAUGCAACCAAGGAUGCUAUCAAGGACAGUGUGAAUCUAAUGGUUACUGUACUAAGGGAUGUUACUUUGGUUAUUGGGGAGAUACGUGUUCAGAGCAAUGCCCAUCAACUUGCGCACAAAACAACUGUUACACAAAUGGUAAUUGUUAUAGCUGUAAAGCUAAUUACGCAGGAAAUAAGUGUGAGACCAGAUUAUGCCCAAAUUGCUAUCAACAAGUGUGUGCCUAUGACACAGGAAUAUGUAGCAAUGGCUGUGUGGCCGGUUAUUACGGAAGUUAUUGUUCAAAGCCCUGCAGCGAUAGAUGUAAUCCACGAAUAUGCGAUUCGGGUACAGGUGAUUGUACUUACAACUGCACUGUUGGAUAUUAUGGACCAAAAUGUGAAACACCCUGCAGUCCCACCUGUUCCACGUUAUCGUGCAGAAAAAGUGAUGGGGCGUGUGUAAAUGGAUGUCGAGGAGGGUACUACGGUUUACAAUGCAAACGACAAUGUAGUCAACAGUGUAAAAAUAAUACUUGUAAUUUUAGCAGUGGUCACUGUGAAAGAGGCUGUAAUGAUGGGCAUUAUGGUGAUGUUUGCUCUCAUAAUUGCAAUGCCCAAUGUGUAAAUCAUCGGUGUAAUCAAACAAAUGGAUUUUGCAGCGAUGGGUGCGUACUGCACUGGAUAGGAAAGACGUGUAACAGUUGUGUAUCAACACAUUAUGGUCCUGAUUGUGCCCUGCCCUGUAGUAAAAGGUGUAAAAAUGGUACUUGUUACAGUGAUGGGUACUGUGAUAAAGGGUGUAUGCCUGGAUAUUUUGGAUAUUACUGUGACAAUAACUGCUCUUCCUGCCCUUUUACUUGUGACAGAACAACUGGUGAUUGUUCUGGAGAAUGCCGGGUAGGUUAUUAUGGCAACGACUGUAGCAGCAGGUGUAAUACUAACUGUAAAAACGCGUGCAGUAAAGACACAGGGGCUUGUGACAAUGGAUGUGUGGAUGGAAAGUAUGGGAGUGAUUGCCAGUUAGAUUGCAGCUUUGGAUGUGAUUUAACCUGUGAAAGAAGAACGGGAAAUUGCACCUGUAAACCGGAGUGGCAGGGAUACAAAUGCAAUGAAUGCAGACCGAACUUCUAUGGUGCCAACUGUACAGAAAAGUGUAGCAGUAAUUGUCUGAAUGGGCAUUGUCAUGCUAUAAACGGCACCUGUCUUGGAGGUUGUAGAAGUGGCUUCCUUGGAGAUCAAUGCGGAGUAGUCCUCCCCCAAAGUAGUCCAUCAGAUAUCCCCGUGUCUGCAAUUGGUGCCGGAGUAGGGACCGUUGUGUUCGUUAUUGUUGCAAUUAUAAUUGUCUUUCUUUUCAUAAGAUUUAGGAGACAAAAAAGCGAUAAAAAGUCGACACCUCACGUUUCUUACAGUGGCGAUAACUUAAAUAUUUUUUCAAGAGCUGACAACAAAUUAUACACCAACAUUGGAAAUGUUUCUGUUCCAAUCGAGGAUCCAGAAGAAGAACCUCAGACAGAGAACCCAGAGGAGGCUGUGUAUUAUAACGACCUGUCUGUAGCUAAGGAUAUCGCUGUCUCAAACUUAAUGAAUGUAAUCAAAGAGAAGGAAGCAAAGGAAAAUGAGGGGUCCCUGAAGGAGUUCAAAUCACUUCCUUAUGGAGAAAGAUUCGCCUGUGAUACCGCCAAAACAGAAGAGAAUAUGCCAAAAAAUAGAUUUAAAACCACAUUUCCAUAUGAUCAUUCCCGAGUUAUUUUAGAAGUUGGUAAGGGAUUUACAUCUGAUUACAUCAACGCAAACUACAUUGAGAAUAUGGGAGGAAAAAGGGAAUUCAUCGCAUGUCAAGGCCCACGAGAGAACACUUUAGUUGACCACUGGAGAAUGAUUUGGCAGGAGCAUGUAGAAUAUAUUGUUAUGUUGACCAACCUUAUUGAGGGACCAAAGGUGAAAUGUCAUCAAUAUUGGCCAGACGAAAAAAAAGAACUUGACAUAAAUCCUUUUUCUGUAACCUUGGUAGAAGAAAAAGUUUAUGCUUAUUUCGUUGAAAGAAAAAUGACAGUACAGAAAAAGAGGGUCACCGGGUCAAGGACGGUCGUACAGUAUCACUACACCCGAUGGCCAGAUCACGGAACACCGAAUCCUUUAAAUUUGGUCGUCUUCCAUCGUCACUUUAGACACAAGAUCAGAUCAACCCAACAUCCAAUCAUUGUACACUGCAGUGCCGGAAUUGGACGAACCGGGACUUUUAUCGCCCUUGACGUUUUGUCUAGAUAUGGCAAGGACAAGGGCAAGGUCAAUGUCAUAGAGUAUGUCAAGGCCAUGCGUAAAGACAGGAUGACGAUGAUACAGAAUGUGGACCAGUAUAUGUUUCUGUACCAUGCUUUGUAUGAGUACUUCAGAAGAAAAGCGCAAUAUAGAAAGAAAGACGAAUUUCUCAGUUUGUAUAUAGAUGUGAAUAAAACAGAUACACAGAAACAACUAACCAACGAAUUCAACGAACUGAUAAGUUUAAAACCAAGAUACGAUGCCAAAGAUUUUAAGAGUGGAAAGAAGUUUUCGAAACUGAAUUUGACGAAAUCAGCAUUACCAGUUGAGCAAUACUUGGUAUAUUUGACUUCUCAUGUUCCUGGUCGAGAGUCCUACUACAAUGCAGUGAAUGUUUCCUCAUUCACCAGAGCUGAUGAGUUUAUAUCCGCGCAACUUCCUGUACCUGGUGCGGCCAUAGAUCUUGUUCGUCUGCUACUUGAUCACGAAUCAGAAUUCCUUAUCUCACUGAAUCCUUUAUCAGAGGUUAAAGAGUUACAAAGCUGGGUUGAGGAAAAAAUUGACCCUAUCAAACUAAGUCCCUUUACAAUCACUAAAGAUUCACAAACAACCCUAUCAAAAGGAGUACGAAAGACGAGCAUGAAAAUAACCAAGAAGGAGGAUAAUGAGGAAACACAUGACCUACAGAUUUUUGAAUGUCUUAACUGGAGUUUCAGUGAAAUACUUCCGAAGGAAACUUCUACUUUAACAAACCUCAUAAAACAGUUCAGCCUUGAUCGGAAAUCUCAUUCAAACAGACAUGUGACUGUGAUUUCAAAGGACGGUGCGACCUGCUGUGGAGUAUUUAUUGCUGUGUAUAACGCCAUGGAACAGCUACAGCAGGACGAUGAGGUGGACCUAUUUACUAUAGUACAACAGCUACAGUGUAGAAGACCAGAAAUGAUUACAACUAAGGAAGAGUACGAAUUUUGCUUUAAAGCAGUUUCAGAUUUUCUGAAUACAGACAGUGUUUACGCCAAUACUUAAAGAAAUACUUUGAAGACAUUACCUAGAAUGAUUUUGUAAAUUUUUCGUAAUUUAUAUAUACAAUAACAAAAUCUGUAUUAUUGUGUUAAUUCCUUAAAAUACUACGUAGUUCCAAACUUCAUGUUUUAAUAAUUUUGGAGUUCUAGUCACAUAUUUUAUAAAAACACGUCAUUUGGAAAGUUGUUAUUUUAAGCAAAAGAAAAAUUCUGUAGAUUUAAAUAAAAAAUCCGCUCUUUUACCAUACACUUUGAACAUUUCAGACUGAAAAUAUGUAUUUUUCAUGUUUUAGUAUUUUAUUUAUUUAGUUUUUUAAAGAAAUUUCUUUUUUUGUGUUUUAUUUGAUUUAUAUGAACAUUAUGCAUGUACAUUUUCAAUGACAAUAUUUCUGUUUGUUUUUAAUAACUUUUUCCAUAUAUGGAUGUUGUUAUGAAUGACAUAGUUGAUAUUUAUUUAUAUUUUCUGUUUUUUUAUUUCUCCCAGGACUGCAAUUAAAACCUUGAAAAUUGAAA